Molecule: messenger RNA, 6921 nt
Organism: Girardinichthys multiradiatus
Lineage: Eukaryota; Metazoa; Chordata; Actinopteri; Cyprinodontiformes; Goodeidae
Gene: jarid2b
Product: jumonji, AT rich interactive domain 2b
Exons: 18
Coding region: 528-4859 (1443 amino acids)
Biological process (GO): chromatin remodeling
Cellular component (GO): nucleus
Molecular function (GO): DNA binding; histone demethylase activity
Source: RefSeq, a predicted model, not a curated record
UAUGACGCUGGAGAGCUCUCUCUACGAACGCAGGCUCCAGCUCAGAAAAGACCCGACGGCAAACGUUUUAUUUGUUUUCAUUUUUUUAUUUAUUCAUUUUCACCCCCCGUCGCUGUUACACGUUUAAACAAAGGUGUGACUCGGCGACAUUUAAACACCUUCAGCGGUAUUCAUGUGCGUAGAGACAGAGAGAGCGAUAGAGAGAUAGAGAUAGACAGAGAGAGACGAGAAGCCGAGUCGUUCGGGCGAAUGGAACUUAUUGUUGUGCGUUUGUUUUUUUCGCUUUUUUUGACUAUGUUAUCCCUGAAUGGGUUCGGGUCCAGUGCGUCUCUGCUCGUCGCCGAACCUUGAAUCGUGGGAUUUAUACACAAAGCUAUAAGGAGAAACAGCGAACAGGAAGGAAUCUGCUAAAGCCAGCGAGCUUUUUCCCUUUCAGAGCCGGGGAUUUAAAUAGUCAGUUGUUGGUGGAGCCCCGGGGUGACGAGAGCGAAGGAAAACCAAACAUUUUACUUUUGGAGGAUUGCAUAAUGACCAAGGAAAGACCUAAGAGGAAUAUCAUCCAGAAGAAAUACGAUGACAGUGAUGGGAUCCCGUGGUCGGAAGAACGGGUGAUGCGAAAGGUGCUUUACCUCUCCCUGAAGGAAUUUAGAACCGCACAGAAACGGCAGUUGGAUAGUGAUGGAACCACAACCCCGAAUGGUUCUCUUGCCAAUGGGCAGCUGAAUGGCUCGGUGUUGAAGGGCUGCCACAAAGAAGAUGGGUCCUUGCGCUCUCAGGGCCUCCAUGGGAGCAACAAAUAUGGCGAGGACAUUCCAGCGAAAAAGAGGCCUCGACUCCAGGCUCAGCGGAAGUUUGCCCAGUCGCAGCCCAACUCGCCCAGCACUACACCGGUCAAAGUGGCCGACGCAGGCGGCAUGAACGGUAGCCUGUCCACCGCUCCAUCAACGUCCCUCUCGUCACUCUCCUCCUCUUCCCUGUCCUCCUCCAUCCAGGACCUGUCCCGGCGCAAGCCCAAGACGGAGGACUUCCUCACCUUCCUCUGCCUCCGAGGUUCCACUGCCUUGCCUAGUAACAUGGCCUACUUUGGAAGCUCCCAGGAGGAGGAGGACCUGGAGGAGGAGCAAGAAGAGCAGGAGGAGGAGGUGCGGAACAACGCUGGAGUUCACACACAUGGUGCAGGAGGGAGCAGCCUAGCUUCUGCCUCCUCCUCUUGCAACUCUACACCUCGCAAGGGCAAACUCCCCGCCAGGCAGCCGCUCAAUGGGCACGUUUUUAACAACCACGGCAAAGCAGGGACCAGGGAGAGUCCGAGACCGAAGGCAGGUACACACAGCAGGGACACACCCGCACCCCCACUGCCGCCUCCUCCACCACCUCCUCCACCUCUUCUGAGGGAGCGCAGUGAGCGGGCAGAGGCGCGGGGGCAUGCCAGGGAGCUGCAGGCCUUAGCCAGCAGUAGAGGCACCGUCAACGGGCUGGCUUCGAGGAGAGCAGCUGAGGAGCUACGGAAGCAGGUCUCGAAAGUGAAUGGGAUGACGCGGGCUGGCUCGGCACAAGCUGUCAGUGGUGCCAAAAAGAGCCACGACUUAAGACUGCCGUCCAAAACUGUGAAGAAGUACACAGCCACCGUGUCCAAGGGCCACGUCACCUACACCAAAGCCAAACAGAAAGAACUGGGCAAAAAAACCAAACUCAGCAGCAGUAACAAACACAACACCGCCGCCUCGGCAUCAUCGUCAGCGAACAAUCACAAUCAGCACAGCCAGCCAGCAGCCAGCAGUAGGCUGGCCAACUCAGGAAAAGCAGCGGCACCAGCCCACCACAGUAAUGCAAAAACCCGCAAACAGGUGCUACUAUCCAUCGGGCUGCACAAAGCGUUGGCCAAUGUCCGACCCAAUGGCAAGCUGAACGGGCGGUGGCACAAUGCCAUGGCCAAGGAGGAUGGGCAGAAACAGUGCAAGCAAGGCCACGGGGAGUGCCCAGGUCGAGAGGGACUGCGAAACUCCAAGCGCCGCCUCGAGGUGGUGCUUAGCUCUGUGAGUACGGAGGUUGUUGUGCAGAAAGCCAAAACAAGUGGCUCUGAGGCCAAGAAGGCUAAACUUCAACCCACACCAUUGGAGACACGCAGCAGCAGCAAGAAGAUGGCCAAUGAAGAGAAAGCUAGCAAGCAGAAUGGAACCCCUACCACUCCGGUUUCUAAUGGACAUGAUUCAGAGAAGCCAACCCCUCCUAAACAGACUCCACUUCCAGCUACUACUUCACCUCUUCAACAAACGCCACCUCCUUCUACACCAGCAGCCAAUGUAGAGCAAGUGAACCAGCGACCCAAACGGGCAUCAGCCGGCAAGCUGAUGUUGAUACGACAAGCACAGCAGCAGCAAAGCAGGUCGCAUGGUCGGAGCUCCUCCUCCCCUUCAGUAGGCCACCCUAACGCACCAAACCCCAGUCGAGCCAGCACUACCUCAGACCCUCAACAAACGUCUGUCUCGUCCCCCUCCUCCUGCACCAACUUAUCCACUCUUCCUUUCACCAACGCCCCCGGCCAGAUCAAACCAGCAGCGUUGCGGCUUGCAGACCGCGAUAAGGAGUGGGAACAUGAGAAAGACCUAACGCGGCAAAAGGAGCGUGAGCAGGAGAAGGAGCGGGAGCGCCAGCAGAGCAAGCCAGAGGGCUGGGCGGCGCUUGGGGAAGUGCCCAUCUUCCGGCCAGGUCCAAGGGAGUUCCAGGACCCUCUGGUAUACUUGGAUGCAGUGAGGGAACAGGCUGAAGUGGCUGGCAUGUGCCGCGUGGUGCCACCACAAGACUGGCGGCCGGAGUGCAAGCUGAAUGAGGAGAUGCGGUUCGUUACACAGGUGCAGAGGGUCCACAUGCUGGGCCGGCGCUGGGGCCCAAAUGUGCAGCGGCUUGCUUGCAUCCGCAAGCACCUUAAAUCUCAGGGCAUUACCAUGGAUGAGCCACCUGUCAUUGGCGGCUGUGAAGUGGACCUGUCACGUUUUUUCCAGCUUAUCAAUGACAUGGGCGGCAUGCAGCAGGUGAUGGACCUGAAGAAGUGGACCAAGCUCGCCGACCUCCUGCGCAUCCCCAAGUCGGCGCAGGACCGGCUGGCCAAGCUGCAGGAGGCUUACCUCCAGUACAUCCUCUCGUAUGACUCUCUCAGCGCCGAGGAGCGACUCCGACUUCUGGGCGAUGUGCUACAAGAGAAAAAGAACCUGGAGUCACGCCAGGGUCCCCUGGAGGGCCUCUCGGAUUCUGCUGCGCAUGCUUUGCCACGCUACGAGCCCAAAAAUGGACUAGUAGGUGGGAUAGUUGGAGGGACGACUGGGAACCACCGCACCAACGGAGUGUAUCACCGUCUGAAAUGUCUGAAGGAGCUGGAGGCUCAGGUCAAAGCGGGCCGGCGUCGGCUCUUCGCUCAGGAAAAACAAGGCAAAGAGGACAGGCAGAAUGGAGAACAGCAUGUGGAGGAGGAAAGAGGCGUUCUCAGUGACCAGUACAAAUGUAUUUACAAGGGGAAAUCAGUGUCCUUGACCAACUUCUUCAGGAUAGCCCGGAACACCAUGACCAUGUGCUUUAAUAAGGAACCUGGAGCUGCUGAGGUUGAGCAAGAAUACUGGAGGAUAGUGGAGCAGAGAGAUGCCCACGUGGCAGUCCACUGUGGAAAAGUGGACACCAGUACACAUGGCAGUGGCUUCCCCACAGGAAAAUCAGAGCCAUUUUCAAAACAUGGGUGGAACCUCACUGUCCUCCCAAAUAAUUCUGGAUCCAUACUGAGACAUCUGGGUGCUGUACCUGGGGUGACCAUUCCCUGGCUAAAUAUUGGCAUGGUCUUUUCUACCUCAUGCUGGUCUCGUGACCAAAAUCGCCUUCCAUAUAUUGAUUACUUACACACUGGUGCUGAUUGCAUUUGGUAUUCUGUCCCUGCUGAGGAGAAAGCUAAGCUGGACAAGGUGGUCCAUACACUGCUUCAAGCCAAUGGCACCCCAGGACUAGAAAUGCUGGAGAAGAACGUUAUGAUCUCUCCAGAGGUGCUGUGCCGUGAAGGCAUCAAGGUGUACCGUACGGUCCAGCGGAGUGGCCAGUUUGUGGUCUGUUUCCCUGGUGCCUUUGUCUCUAAAGUGUGCUGUGGCUACAGCGUGUCAGAGACGGUGCACUUUGCCACGCCACACUGGAUGAACCUGGGUUACCAGGCUGCGAAGGACCUGAAAUGUCGUUGUAUAGCCAAGCCCUUCUCCAUGGAGAAGCUACUGUAUCAGAUUGCCACCACUGAGUCCAAGAGGGACAACGGCCUUCUCCUCACCACCAUCUCCACCCUACUCAAAGACCUCAGGAACAUUGAGUUACACCAACGUCAGGAACUUUAUAAGGCAGGUUUGCUGUCCUCUGCCCGCUAUGGCACACACGACGGCAACCUCGGGCCUGCUGAUGGGCGCAAGAAGCCCCGGGGGAAAUGGCUGGCACUGGAGUCAUUAGAGAGACGCUGCCAAAUCUGUCAACACCUCUGCUACCUGUCCAUGGUGGUUCAGGAGACAGACAACGUGGUUUUCUGUCUAGAGUGUGCACUACGCUAUGUGGAGAAGCACAAGUCCUGCAGGGGCCUUAAGAUGAUGUAUCGAUAUGAUGAGGAGCAAAUCAACAGUUUGGUGAACCAAGUGUGGGGGCGGGCCAUGGUGAAGAAUGGAGGAGUUGGUAUUGGAGGAGGAGGGGCUGUCAUCGUUGGAGGAGGAGGGGACUCUUGCCACACUUUAAGCCCUGCAAAAGCAUCACCAGCCAAGCGGGGGCCUCGAAAGCGCGCCACUGUUGAGGUGUCCCUGGCCCGCCUGUCCUCCAUCCACAUGCCGAAGGCCGCGGCCGUGUCCUGAAACCGGCGGGGUCUUCUCCCACCUUCCACUUCUGUUUUGUGUCCACUUUAAGCAGGAUCACUAUCAGUCCUCCCCUCAACUCUCACCUGAGCUCAGUCUCCAUUUCACUCACCUUUCCUUUAGCGACAGCUUGUUUCUGAAAACAGAAAAAUAAAAGCAAAGCAAGAUGUCUUUUUUGCACUAGUGUGAAAGAAGAAUUCGUUUUUAUCUUGAGUGAUAUUUUUUAUUAUAUUUAGUCUCCCUCGACCUGCUCUGAACAGUACAAGCAUUAACAUUCAGAGGAAGACUCGACAGGGCCCUAAUUUUUCCCCCUCCAUCCGUUUUGAAUCAGAAUGGGUUACAUUUGUUACCUUUUUCUUGCAUCACUCGCUCCUAAGACUGAACCCCCAUUCCUGUUAAAACUUGGGACGAAUAAAAUGGUUGCCCCCAUUUUUUGUUUCCUCCAGAUGACAUUAAGUAGUUACCCAAAGUUCCUCUCUAUCCUUGAUUUUAAGGAAGAUGAGACCUUUCAUUGAAUUUUAUGCGUUUGUGAUGCAUUUCCUGCAGAUUUUCUUUAGAGGUGAUGCAAGGUUUAAAAACUUGAAAGACGAUGUUGGUUGGCUACAUUUUAUGAGUUCUAUUUUGAAUCUUUAGCUUUGUUUCUGCUAGGUUUGGUUUUGUUUCUUCUUGUAUUUUUUAUUUUUGUUUGUCCCUUGGUGGACGUGAGCGAAGCAGAGCCUCACAUCCGAGUCGACACGGAGGGAUCUCUCGACAGAAAUCGGUGCCUGAUGCUUGGCGAGGAGAUCUGUUUUAUUGGUGCUGUUGGUUAUAAUUACUGUAUAACGACACAAAAAGAAAAAAAAAUGUCUGAGGGGUCGGUUGGUGCCUGCUCCACCCCCCACAGGUCAGAAAGGCUUUCAGGCUUUUCUGGUUCUAGAUGUGCAAUCGUGUUAACAUUCCAUUCUUCGAGUCCUCUUGUUUCAUCUGUACCAGUAAACAUUAAUUAUAUUAUUUUAUGGGUUUUCUUUCCCAUUUGUUGAGCUGAUGUGUUAUCUCAAGUAGAGCCACUAGUUAAUGAGUGUAAAAUGUGAAAUAUUUUUUUCUUUCUCUGCUUUUUUUUGCCUUUUUGUCCCCUUUUUUUCCAGAUAUAUAAUGAGUAAUUUUUAGAGAGGAAAAAGUCCAACACAACAAACAAACAUCAACUUUUUUGUACAUAUAUCCUGUAAAUUUCUUUAAAUACUUGAGCCUUUUUCUGGGGUUAAGUAAGAAAGAAAAGGAAGGAAAAGAAUGCAGAAGAGAGUUUUCCAGAGAGGAGAGUGCUUGAUGAAGAAAAAGCCUUACAAUUCCCUUUCUUCAUCAGUGUGAGUUUGAUGCUUACAGGGUUUUGCUCUGGUAAAUGUGUAUAAAAAAUUUAAGUGCUGCUUAUAUCACUAAGAAAGAAGAUAUCGAGUAGCCGACGAUUGCCCCCUUCCCCCCCCCCCCCCCCCCCCCCCCCCCCCCACACCCUGCUUCCCCUUCUUCUCCAACCUAGUUUUGUUUUAGCUUUACUUUUUUAAAGAAAAGGGAAAAAUGGAUAUGUUGACAAAAAAAAUGGGUUUUUACAUUUUCAUUACUGAAAAUUCAACAAAAAUGUAGUAGCUACUCAUGUUGCACUGAGCUUGCCAGUGGUGACUGUCAAGGAAAAAUCCUAUAAUCCAGUUUGUCGGUAUUUGUCCCUCGCAGAAGACUGAACUGUUUUAGGACUAUUUAAAGAAAUACCAAGGUGUUUUCAGCUUCAAAAAAGUGGUUGUCAAGUUUUUAUGGCCUUACAAAAUAUUUUAUUCUUACGGGAUUUUUUUGUUUGUUUCUGUUUUUGUUUUAUUGCUUAGUUCUUGUUUGUUUUUUCUUCCAUUUUCUACAGGAUAAACUACUUGCUCACAACGGGAUCUCUGGUGACUUAAUUUAUUAAAGCCGCUCGUCGGCCUUUCCUCUCAUUGGGAAAGCGUUUCAUGUUGGUUAUAUUUACAGUUUUUUACUUUUGAAGUUUGUACUUAAGGUUUAAUAAAAACUUACAGACAAUUCACUGUCAGUCCUUUCCAACCUA